AUGGGCGAAUCGCGGACAGAACUGCUCGCAUGGCUCAACGACUUGUUGCAGAUCAACUACACCAAGAUCGAGCAGUGUGGGACGGGCGGCGCAUACUGCCAGAUCAUGGACUCCGUAUUCGGCGACGUGCCGAUGGCGCGAGUCAAAAUGAACGCGAAGCACGAGUACGAGUUCAUCGCGAACUUCAAGAUCCUGCAAAACAUCUUCCGCGCGCACAAGGUCGAGAAGCCAAUUCCUGUCGAAAAGCUCGUGAAAUGCAAAAUGCAAGACAAUCUCGAGUUCCUCCAGUGGGCCAAGCGCUUCUGGGACACUAACUACGGCGGCCAUGAGUAUGACCCCGUCGCACGCCGACGCGGUGCCCCGACGGACCCGCCUGCCACCAUCGCGCCACUUGCACCAUCAUCGCGCGGCAGCUCUGGCACUCUAAGUGCGGCUGGGUCUCGUGCUGGCGGCCGAACACCAAUCACAGGCCGUCGCCCGGGAUCUGCACAACCGAACGAAGCCGUCCAGAAUCUGCAGGCGCAGUUGCGAGAGAUGUCGACGCAUCUUGAGGGUCUGGAGAAGGAGCGAGAUUUCUACUUCUCUAAGGCAUGUACAAUCAGUCCUUUGCGUGACAUUGAGAUUCUGGUGCAGCAGCAAAUGGAAGUACUAGAAAGCGAAGGCAAGGACGACCCGCUGUUGCGUGACAUCCAGAAAAUCCUCUACUCUACAGAGGGCCAGGAUGGCUUUGAGGUGCCGGACCAGGUUGCUGAGACUCUCGACGAAGAGGAGACGUUUUAA
Postia placenta MAD-698-R-SB12 is the source of this 780-nucleotide messenger RNA. RefSeq lists its product as hypothetical. Gene Ontology annotation, cellular component: microtubule organizing center; spindle midzone; cytoplasmic microtubule. The record is from RefSeq and is a predicted model, not a curated record. Gene Ontology annotation, biological process: spindle assembly; protein localization to microtubule plus-end; regulation of microtubule polymerization or depolymerization. The coding region runs from base 1 to 780 and encodes 259 amino acids. Gene Ontology annotation, molecular function: microtubule plus-end binding. The transcript has 6 exons. Lineage: Eukaryota; Fungi; Basidiomycota; Agaricomycetes; Polyporales; Adustoporiaceae.